This is a messenger RNA of Nicotiana tabacum (common tobacco), 1508 nucleotides long. RefSeq lists its product as uncharacterized. Gene Ontology annotation, molecular function: lipid binding. The record is from RefSeq and is a predicted model, not a curated record. Lineage: Eukaryota; Viridiplantae; Streptophyta; Magnoliopsida; Solanales; Solanaceae.
UCACAAAAUCUUGGGGCGAACUUGUCUCUUUUUUCCUCUUCUUAAUAUCUUCCUUUCUAAUUUGUUUAUUUCUUCUUCUUCUUCUUCUUCUUAAUCUUCUCUAGAUCUCCGCCAAAGGUUUCCAUUUCACAAUCUGGAUUCCACAUAACUGUUUUGUUUUCUGAGCCAGUAGUAUGGCUUUAGUUGAGGAAUUUUUGGAUAUAUUUGGAAGAUCAACGAUAGGGGCAAUAUUUGUAGAGAUGGUGUUUUGCCUAGGUCCAGUUUGGAUCGCCUUUUUUGUUGGUAUCGUAGUAGGAUGGUUUUGGAAACCCAAAUGGGCUACCUUGGGGAACCGUAAAUUUGAUUUUUCAAUGCCUUCUUCGCCUACUGCUUUGGUUCUUUCUCCGUCAAAUAGCUCAGAGAAUGAACACUUUGCAUCAUCCCCCCAAUAUGAUUCUGCGAAGAGCCGUCCACUGCAGCAGAACAAGUUUGAGAAUUUAACAGUAACGGAUGAAGAUUUUGAGCAUUUGUUUCAGCUUGUUGAGAAGAAAGAUGGAGGACCCCCUUGGAAGCAUAUGAUGGAUCGUUCAGUCCCUCAUAUGAGCUACCAAGCUUGGCAAAGAGAUCCAGAGACUGGUCCACCUCAAUAUUGCAGCAGAACUGUGUAUGAGGAUGCAACACCUGAGUUGUUGAGGGACUUCUUCUGGGAUGAUGAGUUUCGACUGAAGUGGGAUGACAUGAUUGUAAAUGCUGAGACAAUCGAAGAAUGCCCCACAACCGGAACGAUGGUAGUACACUGGGUGCGAAAGUUUCCAUUCUUCUGCAGUGAUAGAGAAUAUAUAAUUGGCCGUCGAAUAUGGGAUUCAGGGAGGUCAUAUUAUUGUGUAACAAAGGGAGUGCCAUGCCCUUCUAUUCCCAGGAAGGACAAACCAAGACGAGUUGACCUGUAUUAUUCAAGUUGGUAUAUUGGAGAAGUGGAAUCAAGUAGAGGUAACAGCCAGCCGACGGCAUGUGAAGUGAUUCUAUUCCAUCAUGAAGAUAUGGGCAUCCCAUGGGAAAUUGCAAAAUUUGGGGUAAAGCAAGGUAUGUGGGGAGCUGUGAGGAAGAUUGAGCGGGGAUUCCGUGCCUACCAGAAAGCUAAAGCAUCUGGCUUGAAAAUAUCUCAUUGUGCUUUUAUGGCUAGAGUUAAUACAAAAAUUGAUCGAGAAUACUUGAAGUCAAUGGAAGAUGAUGAGGACUCAUCUGAAACUGAAUUGCAAGCUUCACCUGCAAAACCUGAGGGCAUGAACAUACCAAAGCUGAUUAUCAUUGGUGGAGCUGUGGCAGUUGCUUGUACCCUUAAUCAAGGAAUCUUACCCAAGGUGCUUUUGUUUAAUGCUGUGAAAAGGUUUGGAAAUAUAGGAAGGAGAGCAUGUCCAAGGACAUGACAUUUGAUUCAUGCGUGCAUUGCGCAUUUGUUUUUUCCCUGUUUAAGCAUUCACUUUUAAGCUCUUUAUAUAUUUAAAACAAGCAAGUGUUAUUUUGUCCAA